This is a messenger RNA of Musa acuminata AAA Group (dessert banana), 960 nucleotides long. RefSeq names its product ubiquitin-conjugating enzyme E2 variant 1C-like. Gene Ontology annotation, cellular component: nucleus. The coding region runs from base 244 to 687 and encodes 147 amino acids. NCBI's taxonomy places the organism in Eukaryota, Viridiplantae, Streptophyta, Magnoliopsida, Zingiberales, Musaceae. Gene Ontology annotation, biological process: protein K63-linked ubiquitination; DNA damage tolerance. The record is from RefSeq and is a predicted model, not a curated record. The transcript is spliced from 4 exons.
GCUUUCGGUCCGCACGCCGGGCACAGCCAAAAUCGUCAACGACGAGUCGAGUCGAGAGGGGAUCCAUCCAUCCAUGCUUCUUGAUCACAAGGUUCUUAAAAGGGCUUCCUCCUCCCUUCUCACAUAAAUAGCUCAUCCGCAUCGCCCUUGAGAUCUUAUUCCUCUUCGCCUGCGAUUGUCCGUGGCCGCGGGGGACAACGAAGCCCGAGGGAAAUUAUCGCUCGAUCGAAGAAGUCCUCAUCAAUGACGCUUGGAGGUUCUGCUGGAUCCGGUAUCGUCGUUCCUCGGAACUUCAGGUUGCUUGAAGAGCUUGAACGAGGAGAAAAGGGCAUCGGAGAUGGGACUGUAAGCUAUGGUAUGGAUGAUGGAGAUGACAUUUACAUGCGCUCCUGGACAGGAACAAUAAUUGGUCCUCUUAACACCGUACAUGAGGGUCGCAUCUAUCAGCUGAAAUUAUUCUGCGACAAGGACUACCCCGACAAACCUCCUAGCGUCCGAUUCCAUUCACGCAUCAACAUGACUUGUGUCAAUCCUGACACUGGAGUGGUAGAUACAAGAAAAUUUUUGGUCCUGGGGAACUGGCAACGCGAUUACACAAUGGAGUACAUUCUAACGCAGCUUAAGAAGGAAAUGGCGGCAUCGCAUAACCGUAAGCUUGUCCAGCCACCGGAGGGCACUUACUUCUAAUGUCUCACUGUUGCAAAUUAAGGUCCAAGUUCUUGUAUCGAUUCAAGAAGCAACGAACCGAAUGUUUAUUUCGUCAUGCUUGUGGUGGACGAUUCUGCAUGGUUAUAUGUCUGACAAUGGCACUUCAACUGUUGACGGGUCGCUGGUGUGUAUUACAUCCGAACCAGAAGAAACUAAAGUGGUGUCUUGGACCGUGCUCUUUUCUGGAUAAACGCACCAACUCUGUUGUAGCUUAGACCAUCUUAUUACUGGAAAUCAAUGGAGUUAUUUCUA